Schistocerca gregaria is the source of this 1964-nucleotide messenger RNA. Its product is annotated as phosphoglucosamine mutase-like. The transcript has 2 exons. Gene Ontology annotation, cellular component: cytosol. The record is from RefSeq and is a predicted model, not a curated record. Gene Ontology annotation, molecular function: phosphomannomutase activity; phosphoglucosamine mutase activity; magnesium ion binding. Gene Ontology annotation, biological process: carbohydrate metabolic process; peptidoglycan biosynthetic process; UDP-N-acetylglucosamine biosynthetic process. NCBI's taxonomy places the organism in Eukaryota, Metazoa, Arthropoda, Insecta, Orthoptera, Acrididae. Bases 24 to 1433 code for a protein of 469 amino acids.
UUCGUUUCGGCGGUUGCAGAGAGAUGGAGGUUCAAGAAAAGGUGCUCAUGGAAUCCGUUAGCGGAGUUCGAGGGAUCGUAGGUGCUGGCCUCACCCCAUUCAGUGUUUUGCGGUACGCCAGCGCGUUUGGCGAGUUGCAGCGGUCUCGGUAUAAGGUUCAGACCGACGGAGUGGGACCACUGUUGGUGAUUGGAAGGGACUCGAGGGUGUCCGGACUGGCCAUUGAAAAAAUGCUAUUAGGUAUGUUUUUGUGCCAAGGAUAUCAGGUACAAAUUUUGGGAAUUGUACCCACGCCCACCGUACAGUUUUUGGUGAUGAAGCAACAAGACGCCGUUGGUGGAGUGAUCGUUACCGCGUCGCACAACCCCAUCGAGUGGAACGGACUGAAGUUCGUGGACCGCGACGGUCUGUUCCUCGAUUCAGAGCUCUGCGAGGUGCUGUUUUGCCGGGCGAGGUGUCAGGAAGUGUUGGAAGGCGUUUAUCAAAAAGUGCCUAUAGGACACGUAUUUGAGAGAAGUGACGCAGUUCAUAUGCAUGUUCAUUCAAUCUUGAGCCUCCCUUAUAUGGACGUGGCCGCCAUAGCAAAGAAGAGGUUCAAGGUGUGUGUUGAUUCCAUAAAUGGCGCAGGUGGGCUAGCUAUGAAGCUGCUGUUGGAGACGUGUGGCUGUGAGGCCACAUAUUUGAACUUUGAGCCGACUGGCAUCUUCGCGCACGAACCAGAGCCGGUCGCGGCGAAUUUGUCCCAGCUUUGUCGGGCUGUGCAGGAGACUCGCUCGGAUUUCGGUAUUGCGAUCGAUCCUGACAGCGACCGCUGCGUGUUGAUAGAUGAGACGGGUCGCCCGCUAGGCGAAGAAUAUACGCUUGGCAUUUCGGUUGAUUUUCUUUUAGGUAGCCGUGGAAAGCGGGGGUGCGUCGUGAAGAACAUCAGCACUUCUCGACUGAUCGACGAUUUGGGCAAGAGGUACGGCUGCGUCGUCCACACGAGCCCGGUGGGAGAAGUCCACGUCGCCAAGCGCAUGCUUAAGGAAAACGCGAUCAUUGGAGGAGAGGGAAAUGGAGGUGUCAUGCUCCCUGAUCUGCACAUCGGUCGUGAUGCGCCCGUCGCGGCAGCGAUCGUGAUCAUGCAGCUGACUUUGGUCAACACCACUUUGAGUGCAUACAAAGCGAGCUUGCCCCAGUGGGAAAUGGUCAAGUUAAAGGUACCCGAGGCAAGUCCGCAUUUUUCGAGGGCGAUCGAGUUGAUCAAGGCGGAGUGGACCCGAGAGAAUGUCAAAAUCUGUGAGAUAGACGGUAUCAGGGUAGACGCUCCGCGCUUCUGGGUACAUGUUAGAAAGUCGAACACUGAGCCGAUAAUCAGAGUGAUCAGCGAAGCGCGGACAAAAGAAGAGGCAGCUGACAUAGGUCAGCAAUUUAUAAAAUAUGUACUGUCUUAAUUGCACGGCCCUUCUAGUCAAGUUUGCGUCUCGAAACACCUUCUGGGUAAAGCCAUGUGUCACCUUUUCCAAGGCUGUAGACUUAUCACUUUCUGCUCACACCGAUUCCGAACUCAGCACACGAAAAACGGCAGAGGCUGGCGCGCGCCCGAGAAAUUUGCUUGACAGGAGACCCCUUGCCCGAAUGUGUCAGGCUCAAAGCCGCUGAGGUUAUGAGUCGACCGCUUCCUGCGCCGUGAACGCCAAUACAGCUUGCUCCAUCUCACGAGCUCCUUGAGGAACGGACGAACCUCUUACCGCUGCGCCAAUCAGAUUGGAAGACGGUUCUUGGUGAGCGCCAGAGGGCCUUUGUUAGGCGCCUUCUAGUACAACUCCUGCUCUCCUCCGUUUGGGGAAGCAACGAAUAUCUAGCCUGUCCCUGAAACGGGGUCGCAGUGCCCUCAAAGAAUGUACGGGACUCGCAGUCCUGACUCCAAAAUAGAGACAGAGGCGAUUUGAUAGACGACCAAGACUAUUCAUGUGUCUACAACU